AUGGGGAGGUUCAUACUUGGUGCAGAGGGGGCUCCAUCUGCCGAGGCCAGUGAGGCCGAGGAGGUGUUGGUGGGAGUGGAUGAGAAAGGGGUGGAGGGGUGGACAUCAGGGUGCGCUGGGGAAAGGCAGGGAGCCCCCAACACGGCCCUGACGGAGGAGUGUUCCGCCGCAGCCAGCUGUGUGAUGGGGGUUCCCGCACAGGGUACAGGGGGGUGGUCCCAUAGGCGGGGGGCUGGGAGCUCGGCACCGGGGAACGUGGCGCUGAAGCCAGACCCAGAUAAAGCCGGGACUGUGGAAUGGAGAAAAGCCAGGAGCAGGACACAGUCCCUGAGUGCCCAGGUGCCCGAGACAGUCCCUGAGGAGACCGAUCCCGCACCCGGCGAGGACUACAGCCCGGUGCAAGUGCACGACUCACAGGAUAACACUGGCGUGUUUGCUGCCAACGAGAAGUACUAUGUGUUGUAUCCUCGCUCCUACUCCGUGGCGGGCAGGGAGCUUCCUGUUUGUGCUCACAGGGAAACUGCAGGGUCACUUCUAGAGGAGAGCCGAAUGAACAGGAAGGAAGACAACCUGUCUCUACCGAGCGUUGCUGCGACUAACCAGAGCCAUGUCCCGUGUCCAGGAGCCUCCACCCCCAGCUCAGUGUUGGGCAUACCCGCUCCUUUUCAACUGGCCAGUAUCACCAAGAAACCCAUCACCAAAAGUUCCCCCUCGCUUCUGCUUGAAACGGAUUCUCCCGACAAACACUUAAAACAGAACGCAAAGAAAAAGUCGUCUUUCAAGCGCUUCCUCCCAAUUAAACUGUCCCUCAAGAAGAAAGUGGACAACCGGAUCACAGUUGAGGUGAACGUGUGCAGGGUUGGCCCUUGCCCGGCCCCGGAGGCAGUCAGGGCUCUGGAUUUUGACAGGAGGAGUUUGGGCAACUCGCCCCGGUUAAAAACCCGCUCGGGAAAGAUGCGCAAAUCGGAUUCUGCGUCCACUUUUUUUUACAAGGACAGCAGAGCCAAAGGAAUGCCAAAGCAUUUCAGCAGGAGCGUGUCCAGAGUUGAGUCGUUCGAGGACAGGUCCCGGCACUCGUAUUCAUCACUUCCUCUGACCAAACCCAGGUCCAUUUCCUUUCCCAACACAGACUCCGCUGAUUACGAGAACAUUCCAGCUGUGAGCUCAGACUAUGAAAAUAUACAAAUCCCUCCCAGCAGAAUGGCUCAUUCAGGGCCCGUGGCCGAAUUCUUUGAAGAUCCCAGUAGGCAUUUCUCUUCGGCCUGCGAAAAUGAUGGUUAUGUGGACAUGAGCUGCUUUACUCCAUUGGAGAGCAGGCUGAGGAUAGACCAGGAACUGGCGAGUGUGGACAGUGAUGUUCCAGCAGUGCAUCAUCCAAUUGAAGAGAUGGUCUCCAGUGAGCAGACAGGCUCAGAGUCGGAGGAGCAAACGACACAGAUUAACACAGAAACGGAAGCAUAUCGUAUUGCAAAAAUGAUGACCACUUCAGAGAGAGUGUUUGUCAAUUUCCUUGAGGAACUACACUCAAACUUCAGAAAAGUGGUGGCGAGGAUAGUUGCUGGAAACACACAGCCCGCAGUCGACCAGGAAGGAGUGACCCGCAUCCUACGCCAUGUCAACGAGUUGCGCACACUUCACCAGGGAAUACUGAGAGAUUUGGAGUGGAGCACCCUGGAAUGGACCCGGACUGGCCCGAGUCUGGGCCAGGCGAUGUCUGUGUCUGGAGCUCGACUCCCCACCUACUUCAGGUACAUCGACCAGUUCGACAGCAGCGUUGCCAUCCUGGACCAGUGCUACUGCGAGUUACCUGGAUUCUCCUCGGCUCCACACCUGUCACAGGUGCCUGCCUCGGACUGUGGCCUCGUGAAGCAACAGCUCUUCGGGACCCUGCGACAGGUGCUUCAGUACCACCAGCAUUUGACAGAAUAUUUAAGGUGUGUGUGUCCUGAUACUGCUGAGUAUGAAGAUACGCAAGAUGUAAUGGCAACUGUGGCGGAAAUCAGUGAGCAGAUCCGGCUUCGAGUGAAACAUGGGGAAAGCCUCCAGGAUCUGGUGGAUGUUGAGCACCGGCUGCUGGGUCCCCAGCAAGUGUUCCAGCCCGGCAGGGUGCUUAUCAAGGAAGGACCCCUGCUGAGACUGAUUGAUGGAACCCUACAGCCUCGAUAUUGCUUCUUGCUAAGCGAUAUCUUCUUGUAUACAGCGCCCAAACAUUGCGGCAAGUGUCAGCUGCGUAAAGCCCUGCCAUUGGAAACAGUGGUAAAUGGACAUGUGGGAAAAGGAGGGGGAAGGGAUGACAUUAUCCCGUGCCACUCUGCUGGCACUUUUGGUUUUAUGAUGUUUCAAGUCACUGAGUCAUUCAGCAAGGAAGCAUGUCAUUCGUCCCACAAGAACCAUGUCCGGCACUUGUCCCACACCCUCCUUCCCCGUACAUUACACAUCCGUGUGCGUCUCCAUGUGGGACUGAGCCAUGUGGUGCUGAGCUCUGCUGACAUCCUUGUGUGUUCUCAGGUGAGCAAGUUGCUGGUGGACUCUGCGGAGGAGGCGCUGAGGAUCCAGAGUGUUCACGGCUCCCUGACUCUUUGUGCCAGCUCCUCUCAGGACCGUGAUGACUGGGUGAGUGCUGUCCGUGAUGCAGUAGAGGACCUGAGGAGCAUGCAGCUUGUCCACAUGUCGCCCGAGGGGCUGGAGGUGAACAGCGGCCUCGGGACCAUAGCACCCAUGCCUGUCCCCACCUUCCGUGCGAUGGCAUGCGUGGUAUGCAUGUCUGACUUAUUCCUCCCCUGGAGGCGGCUGCAUUGCGAUGCGUGUGGGAAGGUCGUUUGUCGAGCAUGCUGUCGAAACAAGCAUUCAUUUGGUCACCUCAGAGGCAGGGCCAGCCGGGUCUGUGACCAGUGCCACAAGGAGCUGAAGAAGUCAGGCUCCCGAAGGGACGAGGCCGAUCAGCCAUCCCCCACCCACUCCCCUGCCAGGCGUCUCUCCUCUGUGCUCAACAUUCUCCAUGUUCCACACACUCGUGGACAGAGGAACAAGCAACUGGCUCGGCCGCAGACAGCCGUCUUCAGUGAAGGGGUUUCAAUGAGUGGCAGCCUGCAGAGACGGAAGGCCAGCAGACGACAUUGGAAGAAGCUUUGGUUUGUCAUUCACCAGAAAGUGCUCUACACAUACAGAAACCGUGAGGACAACAUUGCAGCAGAGAGUCUGCCUCUCCUGGGCUUCACCGUUAAACAGUGUAAGGUAGACGAGCUCCCUGGAUUCAGUGCCCAGUUCCAGCUCUACCACAAGAACAGCCUCUACUACUCCUUCAAAGCAGAGGAUGCCAGCACAGCACAGAGGUGGAUUGAAGCCAUGCUUGGAGCGUCUGUGUUGUAGCAGUAAUGGCACCUGCUCACAGUGAGAUGGUCCCACUUUGGGUGAUCCUUCAGCGACUGUGCAGUGGCACCACCAUCAUCCACCAACGUGCUGGAGUUUCCGUGCAGCUCGGGACAAUUCUUCACCUCACCUUUGAGAAUCUUUGGAAUUGUUUACAGCUCAGCCUUCCACAGAAUUUGCCUACUUCCGUACAGUUAUAAGACGAUGUUGCUUUUCUGAUAGAAUAGCAGUGUAAAGUCUGCAGCACACUGUACACAGAACCCCUUGCAGCCCUCUUACUGGAAUGAGUUCCUCAAGGUUUCAUUUAAAUCUCUCUCUGGCAAUCUGAAUAGUCCCGAAUAUCUGACCUCAGAAAAGAGACCAAAGGCUCAGAAUAGAUUAGAGAUCCAGCAUCAUUCAUGCUUAAAGUUGGAGCAUAUUGAGGGUCAAACUGGAACUGUUGUUUUUUUUAAAUCAUUUUCAAUUGGUAGCAGAAUGGAUGUUCGGAAGCAAUAGACUCAGCUGCAUGCAUGAUUGCAACUGCAUGGGCCUUUAAUCCAAUGCCAUGGCAACACAGCCUGAUUUUCCUUUUCUGCUUUCUAGUGAAAUGUAGAGCUGAGAAUUUCUGAGACAAAUAUGGCCUAAUGGGAAUAUUUGUGCGAAUUGUGUGAUCUGAUAUUUACCCCAGCUAACAUCAGACCUGGUGAAUUGAAGACACAAGUGACUGCAGAAGCUGGACUCUGAAGCAAAAAACUAACUGCUGGAGGAACUCAGUGGGUCAGGCUGCAUUAGUGAAGAGCAAUACACAGGUGAUGCUUCAGGUCAGGAACCUUCUUCAGCCAGUUUAGGUUCACAGCCAGUGCCACAGUUUGGUGGGAUGGGUGUGGAUAUGGUCAUGGGAUUGGAGGUCCUUUGAGUGGGUGCACAUCUCUCUUUGACGUAGGGAUGUGAGGUGAGAGGGUUCCAGGCGCAAGGAAACUGAACGAAUCUGCAGGAGUUACCCGUGUUUGUGAACAAGCUGUGCUUCUCUUUUUCAUGAUCUGCAAUUGAACGCAAUGCUAGAGUUCCUGGAAAUAAAGUGAAUGUCGCAGAAGACAACUGAUUAUGCAGGGGGAAGAGUUGGAAUGCAAACCAUGUGCUGAGGGUGCCGAGUAAGAAGACAUGUGGAUAAUAAUCUGUUUUAUUCGAGUCAUGGCUUUGCAGUCGAACACAGGUUAGAGUUGCCGUCUGAAAUGGCAAAGGAAGGGGUAGAAAGUUUGAGUGAAAAGUAUUUGGAAUCAAUAAACAUUCUAAACCCAGUGCAAGUUAUUCAAUGACUAGCAUUCUGUAUAAAUUGCUAACUGACCCUGUAUUCACCACAAAAUCUCUGGAGCAACUGAAUUACUGAGCCAGGAUCUCUCUCUCUCUCUCUGGCUUGUUGAUGUCUGAGUUAACAUUAUUUAGCUUGGACGCUUUCUCCUUAAAUCCACGCUCCAUAGCAGCUAUGGAGGGAUGCCAAGUUUCAUAAUUAUCUGUUAUAUCUUGUUACAGAUGAAAGCAGGGUUUCACAGAGCAUGAAAAUGGGGCAUUUAAUGUUGCAGGCUCUUCCAGGAAUGCAGAGAUAAUCUCCAACUUAUUUUCAGUAAAGAAAUAAAGUAUUUUUUUUCACCAA
Molecule: messenger RNA, 4999 nt
Organism: Leucoraja erinaceus (little skate)
Lineage: Eukaryota; Metazoa; Chordata; Chondrichthyes; Rajiformes; Rajidae
Product: FYVE, RhoGEF and PH domain-containing protein 5-like
Exons: 21
Coding region: 1-3369 (1122 amino acids)
Cellular component (GO): cytoplasm
Molecular function (GO): metal ion binding; guanyl-nucleotide exchange factor activity
Source: RefSeq, a predicted model, not a curated record